Molecule: messenger RNA, 1347 nt
Organism: Notechis scutatus (mainland tiger snake)
Lineage: Eukaryota; Metazoa; Chordata; Lepidosauria; Squamata; Elapidae
Source: RefSeq, a predicted model, not a curated record
CAGCUGGUGGGCGGGGCGAGAGGAAAAUGGAGGGAUGUGUAAGUCUCUGAAGCGCGUCAGGAGGCUCAAUCCUAUUUGCUGUUAAGCAAGUUCUGCUGAGCUCUUUGGAGCCUACUCCCAGAUGAUCCGAUCCCCAGUGAAUCUUAGUUGGAGAAGGUGAGAGAGGCUAUGGAUGAAACAAUAUUUCGAAGUGAUACAGUACUCUCUGAUAUUCACCUCCACACUGCAAACAGAAGGCAUUUUAUGGUGAGGCUGAAUGCUGUUGGCCAGCCAGUCUUUCUAUCGCAGUUCAAACUCCUUUUGGAGGAGAGUCAGGGGGAUCCUCGGAAGGAAGAGAGAGGCCAAAAAGCACCCCUUGGUUGCUGGAGCAGACGUGAAGAAUUAAUUGCAGAGGGCAGAACUGGUGCUGAAGAUUCUCCAGACAGUCCCGAAAACAAAGGUGACCCCUGUCGAGGUUUUGAGGCCUUGUUGGAUGAAGAUGGGGACCUGCAGGUGGUCCGGAAAGUGCCCCUCCCUCCUGCAGGAGAUGAGGAUCAGACAAGGACUAAGGCCUGCCCCAUCAUUUUGACUAGGAAUGGAGAUGUCUUGGAAGAAGAGGAACAUGAGAGCAACGGAUGCAGUAUUGUUAAAAUAGAGCACACCAUGGCGACACCUUUAGAAGAUGUGGGGAAGCAGGUCUGGCGAGGGGCUUUCCUGCUUGCUGAUUACAUCCUCUCGCAGCAAGAUUUGUUCAGGGGUUUACAUAGCACAGGAAGUGAAAUUAGAGUUAAAAAGCUGGAUUGGCAGCAAGACGAUUUCUGCACUGAUCCUGAGGAUUGCUUCAGCUGGUCCGAAAAAGAGAUUACUGAGCUGCAUGACCUCACCACUGUGAUACUGGCUGCUGAUGUGUUUUAUGACGAUGACCUAACGGAUGCUUUUUUCAAAACGCUGUCCCGAAUCACUAGGAACCUGAAGAAUUCUUGUACCGUCUACUUCUCUAUGGAAAAGAGGUUCAACUUCACUUUAAGACAAAUGGACGUUGUGUGCGAAGCCUACAGUCACUUCCGGAGUACUUUGGAUGAGCUGCUGAAAACCAGCGAUGGCGAGAUGAGAUACAGCGUUCAGCCUGUGGAGCUGUCUUUUCCGCAGCGUAUUGUUUACGAGCGAGUUCCGCAACUGGAGCUGUGGAAGCUCAGAGCUCAGAAGAUUUCUGGCGGAUCCCGUCCUCAGACCCCAAGAGACUAAAAGAAGAUGCGUUGGAUUUCCUCAAGAUCAGCUGAUCUUACGAUCUAAAGGAGUCCCUGAAUGAAAAAAAGGAGCAGAUGGAAUUCAGGUCCCUGUCAAAAACAGAUUAAAUAUAUAUAUAUA